UAAAGAACAUUUGCCUGUGCCAUUUCAUAAACUGAUGACUAGUCAAGACAGUGAAAUAAUUGAUUUCUAUCCUAAUGAUUUCACUAUCGAUCUUAACGGGAAAAGAUAUGCUUGGCAAGGUGUCGUAUUACUCCCAUUCAUCGAAGAAUCGCGUUUAUUGAAAGCUGUAGAGUCAGUAUAUCCUCAUCUGGAGGCAGAUGAAAUUGCACGAAAUGCUCUAGGUUCUGAGAUUUUAUGCUUUAGUAAUAAGCAUAAAUUGUAUGAAGAAUUGUGCGUAUUGUAUUCUCUGAGAAGCAACGAAAAGCCUGUCGCAUUAGAUCCUAUGAUCAGCGAUAAGUUGGUCGGAUUUGUUACACGUGAUCCAAAUUGUAUACCUGAUAGUACUUUCUGUACUCCUUUGUCAGGAAAAAAUACCCAUGACAUUGUUAAUGAUAAGUCACUAAGUGUUACGUAUUACCUUCCAGCGAAAACAAGUAGCCAUAAGUCUAUUCUUUUAAGAAAUGUUAAAUUGGAUCCACCAAUGUUGACAAGAGAGGAUUACGAUUUUAGAAGGGGUGGUGGACGAGGAAGAGGCAGAGGCAGAGGCGGUGGUUCUCCAAGAGGUGGCCAUUCUUACUACCGUGACGGUCCAGUGUUCCGCGGUACCCAUGUACCUCGUGACCCAUGGUAA
Messenger RNA from Dentiscutata heterogama, 670 nucleotides. The record is from the annotation of a GenBank genome assembly. NCBI's taxonomy places the organism in Eukaryota, Fungi, Glomeromycota, Glomeromycetes, Diversisporales, Gigasporaceae.